This is a messenger RNA of Ilex paraguariensis (yerba mate), 1047 nucleotides long. Lineage: Eukaryota; Viridiplantae; Streptophyta; Magnoliopsida; Aquifoliales; Aquifoliaceae. The record is from the annotation of a GenBank genome assembly.
AUGGCAGACCAUAGUUUUGUCUCUGAAGCCUCAAACCUUUUAUGUACAGAAAGUGAAAACUUGUGUUUUGACGAUCUUGAUUCUGUAGCCACAGAUAACCAAACCCAUCAAACCAACUAUCAAAACUUGGACUUUACCAAUGCUAGAUCAGACCCAUUGAUUGUUUUGCCAUCUUUAAGUGAAGAGAGUUUUGGUUUGAUGGUUGAGAGAGAAAAAGAGCAUUUGCCCAAAGAUGAUUAUCUCAAGAGAUUGAGAAGUGGGGAGUUGGAUUUGAGUGUGAGAAGAGAGGCACUUGAAUGGAUUUUGAAGGCUCAUGCUCAUUACAGUUUUGGAGCAUUAAGUUUUUGUCUGUCCAUGAAUUACUUGGACAGAUUCCUAUCAGUUUAUGAUCUGCCUAAAGGUAAAAUUUGGACAUCACAAUUGGUAGCUGUGGCCUGUUUGUCACUAUCAACCAAAGUAGAGGAGAUAGAAGUGCCUCUCACUGUGGAUUUACAGGUGGGAGAUCCCAAGUUUGUAUUUGAAGGUAAAACAAUACAGAGAAUGGAACUUCUGGUGUUGAGCACCUUGAGGUGGAGAAUGCAGGGUUGCACUCCCUGUUCCUUCAUUGACUAUUUUCUUAGAAAGAUCAAUGGCGAUCAAAUUCCAUCAGGACUGGCUUGGUGGGAAUUGAAUGCAGGCAUUGACUUCUUGGAAUUCAGACCUUCUGAAAUUGCUGCAGCUGUGGCAAUGUGUGUUUCAAGAGAAAUACAAGUGAUAGACAUUGAUAAGGCACUGCCUUGUUUCAUACAUGUGGAGGAGGGCAGAGUGUUGAAAUGUCUUGAACUGAUACAAGAUUUGGCAUUGAUUAGUGGGUCUACAAAUGUGGCUAAUGCCUCAGUUCCAUCAGUACCCCAGAGCCCAAGUGGGGUGUUGGAUGCUGCUGCAUGCUUGAGCUAUAAAAGUGAUGAGAGAACAGUUGGGUCAUGCCCAAAUUCUUCACACACUAGUCCAGACACUAAAAGGAGAAAACUUGACAGACCCUUUCAAGAAGAUGACUUCAAGUCAUGA